Molecule: messenger RNA, 1172 nt
Organism: Hypanus sabinus (Atlantic stingray)
Lineage: Eukaryota; Metazoa; Chordata; Chondrichthyes; Myliobatiformes; Dasyatidae
Product: zinc finger protein 239-like
Exons: 4
Coding region: 731-1162 (143 amino acids)
Source: RefSeq, a predicted model, not a curated record
CAAAAUGUCGGGAGGACCGGCAGAGUUAGACCUGCGGUGAGAGAGUUAUUGGAAGAAAAACCCCAACUGGAAGCAAACCACGACUGAAGAUGAGGGAACAGCAACAAGUGAACCUGCCCGAGGACUGAGAGCAUCAACUGGAGAGAACCCAUCUGACUCGGAGAUUCCAGUGAUUCAGUCAGGAGAAAGUUUGGGACCCUGCAGUAUUGUGUCCAGCUCCUCGUGCUAUAGCCAAAUUGAUUGGUGGAUUCCUGGCUACUCCAUAGGAGAGAAAAGUGAUCAUCCAGAAUCGCUCAGUUGUUCCUCUCCGCUGCCGUGCACCUGUUAAAAAUGACAAGGAAUUUGUCUACGGGAUUCUCAAACAGAUCACGUCAGGUUUGCUGUCUCUAUCCAGAUAUUUAAGACGAGGAGCAAGGGAUUCACUCAACCUUCCUUCCUGCUCAGACUGUGUGGAGGGAUUCAUUUGCUCAUCUGACCGACUGGCUCACCCGUUAUUUUACACAAGAGAGAGUCCGUUCAUAUUCUCAGACUGUGGGAAGGGAUUCACUCGGUCAUCUCAACUGAAGGUACAUCAGCGGGUUCACACUGGGCAAGGCCAUUCACCUGUUCUGUGUGUGAGAAGGGAUUCAGUCACUCUUCCCAGCUGUGGAGACACCAGUCAGUUCACACUGGGCAGAGGCUGGUCAACUGCUGAAUUUGUGGGGAAGGAUUCACUCGGUCAUCUGAUCUAAUGGCUCAUCAGCGAGUUCGCACUGGGGAGAGGCCAUUCACCUGCUCGGACUGUGGGAAGGGAUUCAAAUACUCAUCUAAACUGAAGGAACACCAGCGAGUUCACACUGGAGAGAAGCCGUUCACCUGCUCAGACUGCGGGAAGAGAUUCACUCGUUCAUCCACCCUAAUGGCACACCGGCAAGUUCACACCGGGGAGCGGCCGUUCACCUGCUCAGACUGUGGGAAGGGAUUCACUUGCUCAUCUAAACUGAAGGAACAUCAGCGAGUUCACACUGGGGAGAAGCCGUUCUGCUGCUCAGACUGUGGGAAGGGAUUCACUCGGUCAUCCGACCUACUGACACACAGGUCAGUUCACACUGCGGAGAGGCCGUUCACCUGCUCGGACUGUGGGAAGGGAUUCACUUGGUCAUCGGACCUACUGGUACACUAGCGAGUUCACA